Messenger RNA from Belonocnema kinseyi, 4666 nucleotides. RefSeq lists its product as uncharacterized. The record is from RefSeq and is a predicted model, not a curated record. Gene Ontology annotation, molecular function: chromatin binding. Gene Ontology annotation, cellular component: nucleus; condensin complex. Gene Ontology annotation, biological process: meiotic chromosome condensation; mitotic sister chromatid separation. NCBI's taxonomy places the organism in Eukaryota, Metazoa, Arthropoda, Insecta, Hymenoptera, Cynipidae. Bases 979 to 3468 code for a protein of 829 amino acids. The transcript has 11 exons.
CAUCGGUUGGUUAACGUGUCGGAACCUGUGUAUUUCAGUGCAUUUUUUCUUGCUUUCCGGUGUCAACAAUGUUGCGUCCGCUCUAUGAAUUCGGGUCGAGAAGGGACAAUUUUUGAAGGUUUUGAACGAAAUUCGAUUAAAUUAUAGGAUUAAAAAAAUAGCCGGUCAAUAGUAAACAAUAAUUUUUGAAAAUCAAAGUGAAUUUGUAGUGAUUUUCGCUGAUCGGAUUGAGAGGUUAUGGACGUUCAAUUUUACCACGUUCGUUUGAAAAAAAGCUUAUUUUUUUCCAUUUUUGCACGAAAAAUUGAUAAGAUUUUGGAUUCAGAGAGAAGAAAAUCGACAGUGAAUGUCUUUAAGAUAUUCUGGUGUGUUUUGUGUAUGUUGUGUUUCUGUUUCCUCGUCAUGACCUUCGGAGUUAUUUUUCCUUCAAUCAGACGAUUUGUUGUUGACGUUUUGUGGCGGGAACGUCCAGGAUGAAACACUCAGUAUUUCUAGAAUUGCGUUCGUUGGAUUUUUUUUAUCACAUUCUGUGGACUGGAUUGUAUUUUUUUAUUCUUAAAGGAUAAUAAGCCUUUGAUUACUGUUUUUUUCUCGAAAUUAUGCUUCAUUCUGUAGUGUAAACUGUGAAGUGCUAGUGCCAUUUUGGGAUUAUCAAGAUUUCGAGAUUUUGGGAAUCGUUUAAUUUGGAUACAGUAAACCAGAGGAUGAGCUCCAAGAACAAACUGGAGAUGGAGGCACGUGUUUUAUUCCCGCCAACUCCGUGGACAGGAACAUCGACCUCUUCCGCUUCUUCCUGCCUGUGGCAGUCACUACAGAAAAGCAAAUGGCAGGCAAUUUAACGGGGUUUCCAAUUUACUGAUAAAUAUUUAAGUCAAGUGUCUCGUGCUCAGUGAACGACAAUUACUAUAAGGAGAAAUACGAGAAUGGCAACCUGAUUGUCUUUCUUGUAUGAGAUGACAAUAAUUGAGAAGCGAAAAGAUGUCCUCAUUACAAGAAGUAAGCAACCAACUGAUGAAAUCUGUUAAGGAACUUGCGGAUUGGGAAUAUCCGUUAUCUCAGAUCCUCGAAAGAUAUUCCUGUUUAUUGGAAAAUCCAAUCGAGAUUAAUUAUGGCGAAGCGGCCCUAAUUGUUCAGAAUUCUGUGGACGUUUACACAAAAAGAGUCGAUUCUCUCGACAAGGAAGUCCUUUGUUUAAAUCAAAGCUUUAUAGAACAUGAAGCCCAGGAAGAAAAAGCAAAAAAUAAGAACAAGGAGCGAAAAUCGAGAAAGACAGUUAUCGAUUUCGACAACUUUGAGCCUCUCAAUUUUGAAAAAGAAGUUGGGAAGAAUAUCAGCAUUAGAAAUCAAGCUCAAAAGCCUGUGAAGCUCUUAAAUCGCCGAUUUACACAGUUGGAAACGAGCGCUGCUCAAGUGCGAUUUCCGAUCGAAAUCUGCGACAUUCAUGGCGAAGCUAUUGGAAAAAAGUACGACUUUCGGUGUAAUCAGCAGCUUACACUGUCAGGAAUGCUGGUGGAUGAAUCCAUGCCAAGUGACUUUGACCAACCGACACCUCUUGUCUUCGACCAAGAUAUGUUAAAUGUGAGCAUCAGUUCUCGAACGACUAAUUCACCCCCUCACUGUUCCGAUUCCUUUUUUGAAGACAAUAUUCAGAACAGGAUAAGUCCGGAACGCGAAGAAUCCAGCUUGAGCAUACCGAACAGUACAAAUGGAAAUUGUUCACAAGAGGAUCUUGGCUACUUUUCCUUACCUGCAAAUAAUGCUAAUGAGCAAGUUCCUUCUACGAUAAACGAAUUGUCUACAAUAAACGAAACUUCUCAAAAUAAUGAAACCUCUCAAAAUAAUGAAUCCCAUCAAAUUAAUGAAUUAUCUCUAAAUAUCGAAGCAUCUAUAAAUGACGAAUCAUCUCAAAAUAAUGAAACCCUUCAAACGAACGUAUCAUCUCCAAAUAACGAAUCAUCUCUGAAUAACGACUCGUCAAAAAGUGAUUCUCUGAAUUCUGAAAGCACGCCUGAAAUCAACGGAACGCUAAAUUCAAGUGAUGACUUUUCCGCGACUGUUCAAGAGAAUUCUGAGGAUUCUCUGCGGAAUGCGGAAUCGAAUUUGGGUUUAGAUUCUCGAGAAGAAAUCGAUGAUGAUGCUGAUCAUUUCGAUGAGGGUUUGGAUGAUCGUGAGGAAGAAGUGACUGAUAAUGAGGAUUUUCGAGGAUUCGAGCUUUCAGAGAUUGUUAAUAAUGCUGGAAUUCAGUUGGAAGCUGCUGGUCAGCAACCGGUUGUGAACGGCCAUUCCAAUCCUGAAAAUCAAGAUGAAGAGGAAGAAGCUCCCGGAAAUUGUAAGGAGACUGAUUCAGGCUACAGAUCCGGAGAGUCGGAAGAUUACGAAAUUCCUAAGAGGAGGAGUAAGAGGACGAAAAAUAUGGUUUGCGUGGUGAACGAUAUUGACAAGAAUAUUUGGAAACCGAUUCCAUUCGAUCAAGGCAUUCCAGAAAAACUGCCCAAGUCCAGGUCCAAGUUUAAACUUCCUUGUCACAUCUCGCUUUUGAAGACAAAGUCACCUUCGCGAAAGCGAAAAAUCUUGACGGAAUCGAGAAAGUCUGAAAGUUUACCAAAGUUUCUGUUGAACGAGUCUGAAUCACCAAUGAAAAAAAUGACCAUGUAUUCACCUUCGAGGCCUUUUAUGACUCUGAAAACAGAGGAUCUCCUCGAAUUCCAAAAGACGUUCGAUGACUGUUUUAAAAGCAGACAAUGUUGCGAUGUAUUUCAUUACGAAGCGGCAACCACUAUCACCAUGGAUCUUCUCGGUUUCUUUCCCAGCUUCACAAAGCAGGAUCCGCUCUCGAGAGGAUCCUGGAAAGAAGUGCCGCUUCCCAUCAAGACACUCGCACCCACACCCGAGCACGUCUCUGCCAGUUUUAGCGAUCGCGGAUUUUCCCCUCGUCCACCAUCUCCCGAAAUCGCGAUUUACGACUGCCAAACACCUCCCGAUUCACCAGCAAUGGCUGAUGCCUUCGACGCCGACGAGCCUCUCCACUCGACCCUGAAUUACCAACAAAUGAUUGAAUGCAAAAUGCGAGAAAUUCGCGAAGAAUUUGACAAUCGGACCGACCUGGAGCACGAUGUCGCUCAAUGGCAUCAAGAUAUCAAGCCAAUUUUACAGGAGGCCGAGCGCAGACCCCCUUUUCAUAUCCACGAAUAUGAAGAUCGUGUAAUCGCGAAAUUGGAAGAAACAACCGAGCGUAAAAUUGCCUUUGACAAUGUGGUUGUUGAGCAAUCACCUGCCGAGGUUGCUCGCUAUUUUUUAGCCACUCUUCAAUUGGCGAAUAAUUAUAACGUCGACAUUAAGACGGACGACGAUAACACUAAUAUUGAAGUGCUUCUCAUCAGUAGUGAAAAUUCGCGCAGCGAAGUUCCCUACGAAACGCCCAAAGGUUCCAAAGUUAAGAAACCCAAAAGAUUCCGACAAAUCACGUGACUUAUUCUUUCAGCAUUUUAGAUGUAGGUUUCGUAAUCUAAGAGAGAGAGAGAGAGAGAGAGAGAGAGUCGAUUUAUUUUCCUCCAGGUGGAAAAUUGCGCUUGUAAAAAGUGAUACCUAUUAAUAUUUAAUGUACAGUUUAGGUGUAUACUUGAAAUCGCAUGAAAUAUUUAUUUUCAUGGCACUGUGUUAGGCUUUUAUUGGUAACUUUAAGUUGCGAGAAGCGGUGCUUCUAAAACCAGAUUAGCAUGAUUUUAAUGGAGUAAUAUUUACUUUUGUUUUCACAAUAAUCAAUUGGAAAUUAGCAUGCGUUGAAGGAGGAAAUUCUGGACUAUUGUGAGUGUGUGUUACUCUGGUUCUAAAGGUUCAAAACUUCUAGCGAUUAAUACAGUAAUAUAUAUAUAUUUCUUUACGUUUUUUUUCCGCUUCUUCCGAUUCCAUUGAUUUUAAUUAUUUAUUUUUAUAUGCGCCUAUUUUCUAAUAUAGAAACGUGCGAUUGCAGAACUUGUAGACUUUUUUUCUUUGCAUUUGAAACUGCGUUUUACAGUUGAUUUCACUUUAUUAAUCGGAUGCAUUUAGUUUAUUCGAUUUAUUUUGUUUUUCUUGUAUGUUAGUUCUAAAGAGUUUUAGUAUUAUUGACUACUUUACACAUUAAUUCCAUCACGACUUUAAUUAAUAGAUUUUAACUGAGUUCUCGGUGUGGUUCAUUAAUUCUAUUUUCACUGAUCAUUUUAUAUGUUACUCCUAAUGAUGCACGUGGGUUUGUUAUUGCACGCAUAAAUAAUUUAUCUAGCGUGGAAUUCUUAAUCAGGAUUUUCAAAAAAAUUUCGAAUUCCAGCUGUAAAUUUUUACCUUUUUUUAAAAAUAAUAAAUUAAGCUUCAGAAGCUUUAAAAACGGUUAAUUUUAGACCAAAAAUGUUUGUUUUCAAUCACCAAAAAGUUCAAGAUAAUGUGACAAGUCUGGAAUUACUUUGAUAAAGUCGCUCUUGCGAAAAACGCGUUUUAAUUGCGUUGAAAUUAUUAUUAAAUGUUGGCUAUGUUUAUUAUUAGACAAAAAACGUUAUUAAAAUUGAAGUAAUUCCAAGCUCGAGAUGUAAAAUUGUGUAACUUUAUCUCUAGUAUUGUGUUUUCUUAUAAACAUGUGGAUUAUAAACAAACGGAAAAGAUAUAGACUAAAUAUAUUUUCUAAGAAAAGAAA